UUCCCUGGAGAUAUCCCUGCAGCUGAAGCAAAUGACUUUGACAGCAGUUACGAACAGAUAUUCACGUUUGAGGCGAAUGGUGAUUUCAGACAGAUAAAGCCAGUAGCAGUGAAUGUCGUAGACGAUGAUGUCAAUGAGGCAAACGAAGAGUUCCUACUCUACUUCGACGUCCCAAACCUUCCGAGUUCAGUCUCGAUUACCACACAAAUAGGUCGCAACCCUGUUCGGUGCAGAAUCAUGAAUGAUGAUGGUAAGUACAUAAUGACAUAGUUGAUUCUCAUAGUAUAAAAAUAUGCAUGAACAGUUUGUACUUGCACUUUAUAUUAUUUCCUGACAUGAAGAUUUACUUUUGAAUUUUACACAGAUGUAAAGAUUGGU
This is a messenger RNA of Geodia barretti, 378 nucleotides long. The record is from the annotation of a GenBank genome assembly. NCBI's taxonomy places the organism in Eukaryota, Metazoa, Porifera, Demospongiae, Tetractinellida, Geodiidae.